AUGAACAGAGAGGACGAGUUCUGUAUUCGUAAUGAAGCUUUCCCAAAUUCAAAUGAUACUGAGGCAUCCACUUCCAACUAUCUCGACAAAUCACGUUUAUCUGGUAAAGCUCAGAACUUUUCAAAGGUGAUGAAUGGUACUACGAACAUUAAUGGCCAAGCUGAAAGCAAAUUGAGAUCUUCAUAUCUCGGUCAUGACCGUGAAGAGGUCUCCAGGAUAUUGAUUCAGGCUCUGAAUGAUCUGGGUUAUGAAAAAAGUGCAUACGAACUCAUUCAAGAGAGUGGUUACCAACUAGAAAGUCCCGCCGUUGUCGAAUUUAGAAACUCUGUUUUACAGGGCAAUUGGAUACAUGCAGAAUUACUACUAUUCGGCGGGCCAGCAGAGAACCCUAGGCCAGGAUUAAAGCUUCGAGAUGGAAUUAAUAAGAGUGAAAUGCGAUUCUGGUUACGGCAACAAAAAUAUCUUGAACUGCUUGAGAAACGAGACACUGGAGAAGCCUUAAUGGUUUUACGGCUGGAGCUAACACCACUAUAUCAAGAUACCCGAAAACUUCAUUUUCUAUCAAGUCUGCUCAUGUGUCAAUCUGCCGAGGAUUUAAAACUCAAAGCUGAAUGGGAUGGCGCGGACGGAGAUUCCCGAUUCAAGUUACUAUCGGACUUAUCAAAAUGUGUCUCACCCUCAGUAAUAUUACCCGAGAAUCGGCUAGCAAUAUUGCUUCAGCAAGUCAAAAAGAAUCAGAUUUCUAAAUGUCUCUAUCACAACACUGCAUCUUCGCCAUCACUAUAUCAGGACCACAUGUGCGAUAAGAAAUUUUUUCCAUCGCACCCUAUUAUUGAACUUGAUAGUCAUACCGGCGAGGUUUGGCAGGUUAAAUUCUCGAACGACGGAAAAAGACUCGCAAGUUGCGGUGAAGACGGAUCUUGCAUAAUUUACGACAUUGGAUCAUUUAAGAUUCUUCAAACUCUCACAAUACCGGACGCUGGAAUUUGUUCCGUCGCUUGGAGUCCUGACGAUUCUCUCAUUGUGACAUGCGCGAACGAUAGAUAUGCAACGUUAUGGAAUACAUCUACUGGCACACCUAGGCGAAAACUUCCUAAAUUUGGUGAGCCAGUCAGUAGCUGUGUUUGGGCACCUGAUGGUCAAACAUUUGUCACCGGCUGUCUUGAUAAAGAACGCAACCUUUGUCAGUGGAGUAUCAAUGGUCAACUAGUCUACGAUUGGGGACAAACUCAUCGAGUACAAGAUCUCGCAGUCUCAAAUAAUGGUCAUUAUUUGGUAGCUCUCGAUAACGAAACCAAAAUCCAUGUAUACAACUUCGUUACUAGGGAACUUGAGUAUCAGUUGGACUUGAAGUACAAAAUGGGAUCUAUUAGUAUGAGUCAAAAUUCCCGUUCUCUUCUUGUUAAUAAACUGGAUGGAGAAGCCAAAAUAAUUGACUUGGGGACUCGAGAUACGAUAAGAGAUUUCAAGUCCGGUGUAGAAGGAGGGAAUUUUGUGAUUAGAGCAUCUUUUGGAGGUGCCAAUGAAAGUUUUGUCAUAGUCGGCAGUGAAGAAGGUUCUGUAUACAUCUGGCACAAGGAUUCAGGUCAACUUGUUGAAAAACUUGAAGGUCACACGAAAGGUUGUUGCUCUGCCGUUUCUUGGAGUCCAAUUGACUCGUGCAUGUUUGCCACGGCUGGUGAUGAUACUAAAAUGGGCAAAUCUAGAAAACCAAGAAAAUUAUACUCAGAUACAAGGACAGCUUUAAAUUUCGACUUCCAGCACAAAGAACAGGAGAAUGGAGCUAGUGGCGAAUUGGGGUAG
Molecule: messenger RNA, 1803 nt
Organism: Blumeria graminis f. sp. triticale
Lineage: Eukaryota; Fungi; Ascomycota; Leotiomycetes; Helotiales; Erysiphaceae
Source: the annotation of a GenBank genome assembly